GUCUAACAUCUUGAUUACCACUUUCAAGUUGAUCGCAUUCCGAGUCAAGUCUCGAGAGCAAACAAGAAAGCAUCCCUGGUACAAUGUUCACAGGCCUAAUUGAGCAUCUUGGAACUAUUUCUUCAGUCCAUCACGACUCAGGGGGAUGUGCUUUAACUAUAUCGCAAAGCGCUCCGGUCCUUGGCGAUUGUCAUGUGGGGGAUUCUAUUGCAGUUAAUGGAGCCUGUUUGACGGUAACUGAAUUCGAUAAAGAACAAGAAGGAGGUUGGUUUAAAGUAUGGCUGGCGAACGAGACUCUUGACAGGACUGAUCUAGGUGACCGUAAAGUUGGUGACCAGGUGAACCUGGAGCGUGCGAUGGGAGCAGACGUCAGAUUUGGGGGACAUUUCGUACAAGCCCACGUCGACACCACCGCAACUAUUAUCGACAGCACUCCUGAUGGAGAGUCGUUACGUCUCACAUUUCAGCUCGAAGAGCCCACAUCUUCCAGACCAUCUCUUCUUCCUUAUCUUAUUCCCAAGGGAUAUGUGACAAUCGACGGCGCCUCACUCACCUUGACUUUCGUCGAUGACGCACAUCGUACCUUCGGUGUGAUGCUCAUCAAGCACACCCAAGAGAAAAUCACUCUUGGUAAGAAAGCGCUAGGUUCCAAGGUUAACAUCGAGGUCGAUAUGGUUGGCAAAUAUGUCACAAAAAGUGUUCUAGCCGCGCUAGAAGGUGGGGGCGGGCAGAGUAUGCGUACUCUUAUAGAGAAAAUUGUUGAGGAAGUACUGGAAAAGAAGAACAAACCUUGAAUACCUGCCAGUAUAAGUGUAGCGAUGACAUUCAAAUUUUCUGUAGUUUCCGAUAGCUGGCCCAUCCAAAAUCUAAAUUGACAAAGUAGGAGCCUAUCC
Molecule: messenger RNA, 893 nt
Organism: Serpula lacrymans var. lacrymans S7.9
Lineage: Eukaryota; Fungi; Basidiomycota; Agaricomycetes; Boletales; Serpulaceae
Exons: 4
Coding region: 84-794 (236 amino acids)
Biological process (GO): riboflavin biosynthetic process
Molecular function (GO): riboflavin synthase activity
Source: RefSeq, a predicted model, not a curated record